This is a messenger RNA of Scomber japonicus (chub mackerel), 678 nucleotides long. RefSeq names its product NADH:ubiquinone oxidoreductase subunit B8 (gene ndufb8). NCBI's taxonomy places the organism in Eukaryota, Metazoa, Chordata, Actinopteri, Scombriformes, Scombridae. Gene Ontology annotation, cellular component: mitochondrion. Gene Ontology annotation, biological process: mitochondrial electron transport, NADH to ubiquinone. The coding region runs from base 1 to 609 and encodes 202 amino acids. The record is from RefSeq and is a predicted model, not a curated record. The transcript has 5 exons.
AUGCGUACUUUUGUUUCGGUCAGUCAGCAGCAGCCAGUAAACAUGGCUGGUGUUGGUUUCCGACGGUGGGCCCAAGCCCUCUCUACAGCCAAAAGGUCUGGCUUUCCAGCACUUCUGUCGGGAAGUAGAGCAGCCUCUGCUUCGUCAAAGGGUAGCUUACCUGGUCCAUAUCCGAAUACUCCUGAGGAGAGGGCAGCUGCUGCAAAGAAGUACAACAUAAGGCUGGAGGACUAUGAACCAUAUCCAGACAAAGGCGAGGGCUACGGUGAUUAUCCAAAGCUUCCUGAAAGAUCUCAGCAGGAGAGGGACCCCUGGUACCAAUGGGACCACCCUGACCUGAGGAGGAACUGGGGCGAGCCGAUGCACUGGCAUUUUGACAUGUACAUCAGGAACCGUGUGGAUACAUCUCCCAGCCCCGUGCCCUGGUCCUCGAUGUGUAAACAACUGUUCGGUUUCAUCGGGUUCAUGUUGUUUAUGUUCUACGUUGGGGAGGUAUUCCCAGCUUACCAACCUGUUGCACCGAAACAGUAUCCCUACAACAACCUGUACUUGGAGAAAGGCGGAGAUCCUGAGAAACAGCCUGAGGAAGUCAAGAAUUAUGAAAUCUAAAGACUUCAACCUGAUUCUACUUGUGUACAUAUAUUUCUGUCAAGAAUAAAGACUUAAUGUUAACAGUUA